AUGCCACUCAAACAUAUUAUGUGCCGGGGCACACCCUACGAGAUCGGAUACCUUCAUGGUACCAAUGCACGAGACGAGAUAGCCCGAGCCGUGGAGUUCUACGCCAAACUUUUUAUGAAGCAUAGCAAACUUUCAUGGCCAGAGGUUCAAGCCUUAGCCAGCGACUUUGACGGUGUGAUCCAAUCGAAAUGGCCGCGAUACUAUCAAGAGCUCAAAGGUUGGGUCCUCCGAUGGCAUCAUGCGACGGAGACGCUGAUAUGCUAUGUCGCCACAGGAAUCGCCGAUGGAGCAGGCCGUCAACUAAACGAUAUAAUUGCCUUGAAUGUCCGCACAGAAAUCGUCUUUGGUCAGUUCAGUGAUGGAUGCACAAGCCUUUAUUACCGGGGUGAUGGUAGUGUCUAUAUGGGCCAGAACUGGGAUUGGAUGGAGGAGCAAGCAGUCAACCUGAUCCACGUUACCAUCGUCCAAGAUGCUCUACCAACCAUCGAAAUGAUCACGGAGGCAGGAAUGAUUGGUAAAAUUGGACUCAACGACUGUGGUGUAGGAGUCUGCUUCAACGCAAUCCGCGCCAAAGGAAUGGACAAGUCACGGGUGCCCGUCCAUCUGGGUCUUCGUAUCGCUUUGGAGAGUAAAUCCACCGUUGAAGCGGUAGAAUCUUUGGAGGGGAUCGGAAUGGCGAGCCCAGGGCACUUUUUGAUCGGGGAUCCUACGACUGCUGUCGGUCUGGAGUUCACCUCGACCACGAUCGCUCGCGUUCCAGUUAACAAGGAGGGGUUUGUGGUGCACUCAAACCACAUGCUUCUUCCUCACGCGGGUAUCUAUGAGUCCAAGUGGCUUGAGGACUCUCCGGUACGCAUAAAAACUAUGGAAAAUAACAUUCGUGCAUCACCACAACCCUUAUCGUGGCCGUCCUUUUGCAGCUUGUUUGAGGACGAGAGCAACUACCCCACGGGGAUCUGCAGGGCGUGUGGUGGAGAUGGCGAUAUCGCGACGUUGUUCAAUAUCGUCAUGGAUUUGAAUGGUCCAAAAGGGAUCAUCCGAAUGGGCCGGCCUGUUCGUGGUGAGCAGACAGGGGAACGAGUUGAGCUUAGAUUUGAUAACCAGAAAUAG
Aspergillus terreus NIH2624 is the source of this 1110-nucleotide messenger RNA. RefSeq lists its product as uncharacterized. The coding region runs from base 1 to 1110 and encodes 369 amino acids. The record is from RefSeq and is a predicted model, not a curated record. The transcript is spliced from 3 exons. NCBI's taxonomy places the organism in Eukaryota, Fungi, Ascomycota, Eurotiomycetes, Eurotiales, Aspergillaceae.